CAUAGUACGACAAGAAGAAGCACGGUGGUUUUCUAUGACGUAGCAGUUGGUGCCCGUGUACAUUUCUUGUUUUUACCAUAUAUGCGCUUCGUGUAUUGGUGCAUUGGGUCCAGCGACCAAGAACGUUCCACCAUGACUUUUUCGAUAUGGCUGUUAAUGGCCUUGGCAGUAGUAAGCAAAGCACAAAGUGACUUCUCUAAUAACGAUUCGCCAAACCAAGCCACAGAUUUCACCCAGUCUGAGUAUGCAAAACAGGGAAACCAACAAAUCUCACCCGAUGCUGAGCUAAGGAACUACCAGACUGUCGGUAACUAUAAUUUGGACGUUCAAAACGACCCUUAUGGGCUCGACUACGUGUACCAUGACUACGAAGCCAUGACCAAGUUCCUGAGAACUACCACUGCCAAGUUUCCUACCUUGACUGCCCUUUAUUCCAUUGGAAAAUCCGUCCAAGGAAGAGACCUAUGGGUGUUAGUCGUUUCUGCUUCUCCAUAUGAGCAUAUGAUUGGUAAACCUGAUGUAAAAUAUGUUGCAAACAUGCAUGGUAAUGAAGCAGUCAGCAGAGAAUUGAUGCUGCAUUUAAUCCAACAUCUAGUGACCCAAUAUCAAGUGGACCCCUACAUCAGAUGGCUCUUGGACAACACCAGAAUCCACAUACUGCCUUCCAUGAAUCCAGAUGGCUUCGAAGUGUCCAAAGAAGGAACUUGUGAGGGUGGACAAGGAAGAUACAACGCCAGAGGCUUUGACCUUAACAGGAACUUCCCCGAUUAUUUCAAACAGAACAACAAGAGACCCCAACCAGAAACGGAAGCUGUAAAGGAUUGGAUAUCGAAGAUUCAAUUCGUACUUUCUGGAUCUCUCCACGGUGGCGCCCUUGUCGCAAGCUAUCCAUUCGAUAACACUCCAAAUUCACUGUUCUCAAACUUCGGAUCGUCUCCAUCUUUAACCCCAGAUGACGAUGUCUUCAGACAUCUAGCCCUGGCCUAUUCAACAAAUCAUGCCAAGAUGAGCAGAGGAGUUGCCUGCAAAUCUUCCCAAAAGGGAUUCAACAGGGGUAUCACAAACGGUGCUGAAUGGUAUCCUCUAACUGGAGGUAUGCAAGAUUUCAACUACGUUUGGUAUGGCUGCAUGGAGGUCACCCUUGAGGUCUCUUGCUGCAAGUAUCCACCUGCUCAAGAGCUGCCCAAAUACUGGGAGGAUAAUAAAGAGUCUCUUGUCAGGUUUUUGCAAGAAGCACACAGAGGUGUCCAUGGUUUCGUCAUAGAUGAGAAUGGCAAUCCCAUCGAGAAGGCAUCUUUGAAGAUCAAAGGUAGAGAUGUCGGCUUCCAGUCCACCAGAUAUGGAGAGUUCUGGAGGAUUUUAUUGCCAGGAAUGUACAAGUUGGAGGUUUACGCCGAUGGAUUCGUUCCCAGAGAAAUUGAAUUUGUGGUCUUAGAUCAACAACCCACUCUCUUGAACGUCACAAUGAUGGCAGCAAAGCGUAAAGAUGGGCAAUACUACAGGCCCCAAGCUCAAACACCUCAUCACCCACCUUUUCACAGAGGACCGCCUCCACAGCUUACCAGACCACAGAAUGGGAUAUUUUCUUCUUUAAGCAACGGGUUCAACAGUUUAGUCAGUAACCUAUUCGGUUAAACUAGAACUUUAAGUACUAGCACAUUUAAUCUAGUAUUCAGUAGUACAAAGACGAAAUUAGAAAUUGUUAAACUGUGAAAAUAUCGAAAAUUAAGAACAACUAAUUAAUUUAUUGAAAUAUUAUUUAAGAUUAAUAUUUAUUCGUUGAAUUUCGUUGUGACAGUUCUGGUUGUGUUGUGUCCAUCAUAAGUUUCAUAUUGUACAUUUAUUUCAUCCAAAGCAGUCGUGUUUCCAAGUGGAGAUUUUAUUCUUAAUAAAAAAUAAGUACAA
Molecule: messenger RNA, 1905 nt
Organism: Harmonia axyridis
Lineage: Eukaryota; Metazoa; Arthropoda; Insecta; Coleoptera; Coccinellidae
Product: carboxypeptidase M-like
Biological process (GO): proteolysis
Cellular component (GO): cell surface
Molecular function (GO): metallocarboxypeptidase activity; zinc ion binding
Source: RefSeq, a predicted model, not a curated record